ACGUAUUUUUCCGCGACGCCACUAGAGACGUAUUCAACAAAAAUAUGCCGGAACAAUGCAAGCCUUUUGAGUCGAGUUUCAGCGACGGAUGCCCACCCGAGGACUGGUGCAUCGGCUGUACGGUGUGUGACUGCGACGCCAAUGGCCGCUGGGACUGCCACGUGCUCAGCUUCUGCGACAAAACUACAAGGAAACCUUCAAAGAAACGCAAAGGUAACUACAGAAGGACAGUCAUCAGAAAAACACAAGUGAAACCUAACAACACAAGUAAAGCCGUCACCAUCAAGCCGAUAGCUAAACCGCCGCCAAAGAUCAUUAGAAAGGUUAUCAAGAAACCAGCAAUCCUCAAUACUCGGACGAAAAGACAGCCGCAAACACACAAAAAUAUCAAUAAAAAGAUCCAAAAACAUUAA
This is a messenger RNA of Manduca sexta (tobacco hornworm), 413 nucleotides long. RefSeq lists its product as uncharacterized. The coding region runs from base 45 to 413 and encodes 122 amino acids. NCBI's taxonomy places the organism in Eukaryota, Metazoa, Arthropoda, Insecta, Lepidoptera, Sphingidae. The record is from RefSeq and is a predicted model, not a curated record. The transcript is spliced from 4 exons.